AUGCCAAAAUGCGGCAGCCUAAACUGGGUUACCUUUCUAUGUUUCCAAGAUGGGGUGGAAUGGGUUUUUCGCUCCCCAAAGAGCGGCCUUGAUAGUUUUUACUCCGAUGAAACCACCUCUAAGGUUCUUGUUAGCGAAGCAUCUGCGUUACUAUAUCUCAAGGCAAACACCUCAAUUCCAGUUCCCGAGGCUUUUUCAUACCAUACAGGUCAGCAUGGAUCUAGAGAUAAUGAUAUGGGUAUUCCAUAUAUUCUUCAGAGCAAAGCUACUGGCUUCCCAGGACUCCAGCAUCGUCGCCCCCCAAUGGGUAUCUCCGAUGAGAACCGAGGGAAAGUCAUGAGCCAGCUUGGUGUCUUCAUGUCAGAACUAUCCACGCACCGAUUUGAUAGGAAUGGUUCCCUUUUCCAAUAUGGAGAUGCUAGCUACGCCGUUGGUGAAUGCCUCUCACCAUCUCUUACGUGGCAAGAGAGAGACUCACUUGAACUUGACCGCGACCUUUCGCUCACGCCUCACACCUUUUUCGCGCCAGUUCCUGACAUGUUGGAUUAUGAAAGCUUAUCAAGUUAUCAGAAAGCAUCGAGGUGGUGGAACGGCUUUAUGGCAAUCGGCCAAAAGAUUGAACACAGUAAAAAUAUCCUCUUCUACUGCAUUGCAGGGCAAUUUCUGUCUGAGAUGAUACCUGAUCUCUCCUCAAACGCGGCAAGUAGCUUCACGAUCUCCCAUCCAGACCUUCAUCUUGGCAACAUCUAUAUUGAUGAAAACUUCAACAUCACCUCUAUUAUCGACUGGAGUUCAUCGUCAACUGGCCCAGUGUCUGAGAUCCUCACUGCCCCGUCUCUGGGUAGCUCAGCCGCGCCACCAUCAGCGUUUCUCACUGCUGCGUAUCGGUCAAGUUUUAUCCAGGAAGUUACCAAAACAGCCCAAGAGGUGCCUGAUGCGAUUCUCUGGAAGACCUCGGAGAGAAUGCUAUUUGAACUCAUAUACGGGAGGGACACCUAUGAGGAUGAUCUUCCGGUGGAAGAGCUGCAGGAAAGGGAGCGAGCUUGCUUCCCCCCUAAGAGAACUGUAAACACGGACGCCAUUGCUGUGGCGAGAAGGUUGACGCUGAUGUCGGAAAUGAACCUCGCCUUUCUUGCUGAUCAUCGAUUGUGGAGGUGGGUUGAAGAAGCUCGUAAGCAGUAUGAACGCCAGUAG
Molecule: messenger RNA, 1194 nt
Organism: Fusarium redolens
Lineage: Eukaryota; Fungi; Ascomycota; Sordariomycetes; Hypocreales; Nectriaceae
Exons: 6
Coding region: 1-1194 (397 amino acids)
Source: RefSeq, a predicted model, not a curated record